This is a messenger RNA of Vicia villosa (hairy vetch), 950 nucleotides long. RefSeq names its product two-component response regulator ORR23-like. Gene Ontology annotation, biological process: cytokinin-activated signaling pathway; phosphorelay signal transduction system. The transcript has 5 exons. Gene Ontology annotation, molecular function: DNA binding; DNA-binding transcription factor activity. The record is from RefSeq and is a predicted model, not a curated record. NCBI's taxonomy places the organism in Eukaryota, Viridiplantae, Streptophyta, Magnoliopsida, Fabales, Fabaceae. The coding region runs from base 43 to 660 and encodes 205 amino acids.
UACUCUAUGAGUGAAUGAGUGAAUAGAUAGUGAAGAAUAAUAAUGGAUGAUUCCAGAGAGCUGUUUCCCAUCGGAAUGCGUAUUCUUGCAGUUGACCAUGAUCCCUCUAGCCUUCAAGUUUUAGAAACUCUUCUCCAAACAUAUCAAUACCAUGUAACCACGACUAAUCAAGCAAUAACGGCAUUGGCUAUGUUGCAAGAAAACCAAGACAACUUUGACCUGGUAAUCAUUGAUGUGAACAUACCAGACAUGGAUGCAUUUAAGUUUCUUGAACUUGUAGGACUUGAGAUGGACCUUCCUGUCAUAAUGUUGUCUGUAUGCGGUGAUACAAAUCUGCUGAUGAAAGGAAUUUCCCACGGUGCAUGUGAUUAUCUGCUAAAACCUGUGAGAUUAGAGGAGCUAAGGAACAUUUGGCAGCAUGUAGUUAGGAGGAACAGGUCCGGAGUUGUUUGGUCUGUCGAGUUGCAUCGCAAUUUUGUCGCUGCUAUUAAUCACCUAGGCAUUGACAAGGCUGUACCCAAAAAAGUUCUGGAUACGAUGAAUGUCGAAAAUAUUACAAGGGAGAACGUAGCUAGUCAUCUCCAGAAGUAUAGACCUUAUCUGAAAAGAAUUAGCUGUGUUACAAACCAACAAGCUAGUAUGGUGCCAAGUAUUUUCUGAAAACUAAUGAGCAUUUUUCCAUAGAUGAUGAUUAUGUAGGAUGUGGUGGAUGGGAAGCUUGGUUGAAACUGCUUUGCUGGUAAUGACUAAUGAGAUUGAGGUUGCUUUGUUGGUAAUGAGGCUGUGGUGCAUGUACUUUGUUUCCUUAUUUAUUUUAAUUUUUGACUUUUGUUAGGGUUGUAGUUUGUAUCUCAGACUUGUUUGUUGUAAAAUUAUGUUCAAGUGUCCUUUGGGUUGUGUAUGCUUUAUGCUUAAAGAACUACAUAUCACUCAAUCUAAUAUCUUUAAUA